CCAGCUCUCCCACGCAGAUCUGCAGCAGAGAUGGCGGUAGUAGCGAAAGCUGAUAUUGUGUCCCAAAACACCAUAAAGCCGUCAUCUCCAACCCCAUCUCACCUUCAACACUUCAAACUCUCUCUACUCGAUCAGUUAGCCCCUCCCUUUUACGUUCCCAUUGUCCUCUUCUAUUCUCCCCCUGAUCAUGAUUUCAGCAAAAUAUCUGAUAAGUUGAAGGCUUCUUUAUCACAAGUUCUCACUCUUUAUUACCCAUUUUGUGGAAGAUCCAAAGGAAAUAAAAGCAAUGCCUACGUGGAUUGCAACGAUGAAGGUGCUCUGUAUCUUGAGGCUAGAACUUCACUCACGCUCUCGGAUUUUCUCCAGAGUAAUAAUCAUAAUCCACAACCCAGUGAGAUUAAAAUGUUCCUUCCAUUAGAUCCUUACAACCCACAGCUAGAGAAUGAGGAAUAUCCUUUUAUAAUGGAAGUCCAGGUUACUGAGUUUAGCUGUGGAAGUGUAGCGAUCGGCGUGUGUAUUUCGCACAAGGUUUGUGAUGGGGCAACCAUAGCUUCAUUCCUUCAAGCUUGGUCUGAAAAAGCAGUGGCAGAUGGAAAUGACUUUUGCAAUUCUCCUCCUAAUAUGGAUGCUUCAUUUCUUUUCCCAGCAAGAGAUAUAGAGAUGAACAUAGCGAGUGGUAUGAUUAGGGAGAAGAACAUUUCCACUAGAAGAUUUUUGUUUAGCGGAAAAAGCUUGAGUGAACUCAAAGAUAAAUUAGUUUCUGGUGGAUGUAACUGUGAACCUACCAGAGUUGAAGCCGUGACUGCUCUCAUAUGGAAAUCUGCCAUGAAAGUUGCAGGAGGAGCUCAUCAAUCCAUGGUGUCACAUGCAAUCAAUAUUCGUAGCCGCAUGGCACCACCGUUGCCGGAAAACUCCGUCGGUAAUCUGUGGCAACAAGCUAUUUCCGCAUUGGUGGGAAGGGAGGUAGAACUGAGAGAUUUGGCGGAGGUGGUGAGGAAAACCAUAAAGAGAAUGGAUAGAGAAUAUGUGAGGAAGCUACAAGGAGGCAGUAGUGAAGGGGUUGGUGAGAUUGUUAAAUCAUUGAAAGAAGUGAUGUAUUUGGUGGGGGAAGAGGGUGUUCCUUGUUAUAGCUUUAGCAGCUGGAUAAGGUUUGGUCUGUAUGAAACAAACUUCGGAUGGGGGAAGCCAACCUGGACAUGUACCAUUGGAGUUCCCAUAAAGAACGUCAUCAUUUUAAUGCCCACAAAAUAUGGGGAUGGAUCAAUAGAGGCAUGGGUCACCUUGGAUGACCUUCAUAUGCCUCAAUUUCAGCACUGCCCAGAGCUUCUUCAGUUUGCUUCUUUUGAUCUAUAAUUUUUUUUUUUUUUUUGGUGUGCUCAUCCUGCUGAGACUACCAGCUACUAUAUGUUUGCUAACUAAUUUGGUGUGAGGAGUGAAACCAGCAUUUGAAUAUAAAUUAUAUGAUGUUGCUUUUGGGUUUAUAUGAAUUGCUGGAAGUGAAUGAUUCAAACAUAAAUGGAAUCUUUAUAAUUGUAUUGAUGUUA
This is a messenger RNA of Prosopis cineraria, 1544 nucleotides long. Its product is annotated as stemmadenine O-acetyltransferase-like. The coding region runs from base 31 to 1353 and encodes 440 amino acids. Lineage: Eukaryota; Viridiplantae; Streptophyta; Magnoliopsida; Fabales; Fabaceae. The transcript has 2 exons. The record is from RefSeq and is a predicted model, not a curated record.